Messenger RNA from Botrytis deweyae, 504 nucleotides. RefSeq lists its product as uncharacterized. The record is from RefSeq and is a predicted model, not a curated record. The transcript is spliced from 2 exons. Lineage: Eukaryota; Fungi; Ascomycota; Leotiomycetes; Helotiales; Sclerotiniaceae. Bases 1 to 504 code for a protein of 167 amino acids.
AUGGAUAUUCUGGCUCUCAUCCAAGCUAAUCCUAUCGUCAACGAUAUCUACCAACAUCUCGCGCCCUACCUAAUGCAAGCAUAUCCCUAUCUCCUGCGCGCCUAUCCGCUGCUGCACAGCACCUACCGCUCUCUCUUCAGCAAAAUUCUGCAUCCGCUCUACCUCUUCACCAUAACGCACAUCAUGCCACUGUUUCUCCCCCUCCUCGAAGCCACGCUCAAAGUCGCGAGUCAGAGUCCGGGAAUCGCGGUCGUGGUGGGGGUUUUGGCCGUGGUCUGGUUUAUAUUUUUCCUGAUGAGUUUGAUGCGCAGGAUGGUGGCGUGGGGGUUGCGCGUGGUGUUUGGAUUGGUAUUUUGGGGGGUGUUGGGCGGAGUGGCGGUGAUGGUUUUGCAGAGGGGGGUGGGGAGGACUGGGGUGGAAUUGGUCGAGGGGGGAAGGUGGAUGCUGGAUGUCUUUUGGAGUGAGUAUUUGAAGGCGAGGAGGGAGCAGGAGAUGAGGAGGUGA